AUGGAGUUCUUGCAUUGCUUGCUCUCUGAUGAUUUGGCUUACAAGAAAGAAAAGGUCAAAGAGAAGACAUGGGGAGAAGAUGUUGAUGUUGUGUAUGGGAUUACUCUUGGAAAAAAAAGCAAUGUCUGGAUUGGGAUGGAAAUUCAUUUGAAGAAGAAAAGAAUCACAGUAUAUGAUUGUUUUCAAAAGGAAAGCAACAGCAUUGAUAUUCCUCAAGUGAAAAAGUUGGCAGUGUUGAUUUCUAAUCUGCUGGUGGAAUCUUCUGGUGAUGAGGUAGAUAAAGUGAAGAUGAUUCCAUUUGAGAUUGAGCAGGCACAAGGUUUACCCAAGACAAAACAUCCUUUCAACUGUGGGAUAUUUCUUGUCAAGAUUCUGGAGUGCCAGUCAUUGAAGAUAGGAGACAUGACAAAGAUUAAUGAUGACAAUGCAUUGGAGCUAAGGAGAACCUUGUCUUGUGAGAUCUUCAACCAAUUUGUGGAUGAGAGCUUUGGGAAAUGAGAAUGAUGCAUGAAAACAUUUUUUGUUUUAGUUAAGACUCGGUUUUAGUUAUGACUGUUUAUUUUGUUAUGUUGUUGGCGUCUGGUUACAUAAGAAAGAUUGGAAGGAUAUCAAGUAUUUUUUUUGGGUAUCA
This is a messenger RNA of Brassica rapa (field mustard), 631 nucleotides long. RefSeq lists its product as uncharacterized. The record is from RefSeq and is a predicted model, not a curated record. Lineage: Eukaryota; Viridiplantae; Streptophyta; Magnoliopsida; Brassicales; Brassicaceae. Gene Ontology annotation, biological process: proteolysis. Gene Ontology annotation, molecular function: cysteine-type peptidase activity.